This is a messenger RNA of Trematomus bernacchii (emerald rockcod), 900 nucleotides long. RefSeq names its product GTPase IMAP family member 4-like. Gene Ontology annotation, molecular function: GTP binding. The record is from RefSeq and is a predicted model, not a curated record. NCBI's taxonomy places the organism in Eukaryota, Metazoa, Chordata, Actinopteri, Perciformes, Nototheniidae. The coding region runs from base 1 to 900 and encodes 299 amino acids. The transcript is spliced from 2 exons.
AUGCUCUGUUUGGUUCAGGCUUUUCUGUGCCCCCCCAUUUCCACGUACCCCGCAUCCAACGACUGUGCUAAGGCCUUUGGUGAAGUGGAUGGACAAAGAGUUGCUGUCAUUGACACUCCAGGUCUGUUUGACACCAGAACUGAAGAAAAGAAGAUCAGAAAAUAUAUUGUUCAGAGCAUUGUUUUUGCUUCUCCUGGACCCCAUGUCUUCCUGGUCGUCAUCAGACUGGGCAGAUUCACAGAGGAAGAAAAGCAGUCGGUUCAGAAGAUUCAGGAAAUCUUUGGAGAGGAAGCAGACAGAUACAGCAUGGUCCUUUUUACCCACCGUGAUCUGCUCGAAGACCAAACUAUCGAAGAGUUCUUGAAGGAAAGUGAAGCGGUGCAGGAACUUGUGGACAGAUGUAACGGCCAGUACCACGUCUUCAAUAAUAAGGUGAAGGAUCGUUCUCAGGUCAGAGAGCUGCUCGACAAGAUCAGAAACAUAACAGAGAAGAACGGAGGAAGCCAUUACACCAAUGAAAUGUUCCAGGAGGCAGAGAGGGCCAUAGAAGAGGAAAAACAACGGAUCCUUAAAAAGAAAGACGAGGAAAUACGCCAACAGGAGGAGGAACUGGAAAAGAUAAUAGAGGAAAAGUAUGAGAAACAACUCCGGGAAGCAAAUGCAGACAGGGAGAGGUUGAACAGGGUUAUAGCAACUCAGGAAAAAGAAAAGGAGGAGGCAAGGGAAAAUCUGAAAGAGAUGCAGGAAAUAACUAAACAGGAGGAGGAAGGGAAAAAUCUGCAGGAAAUUAACGCUAGACAGGAAGCUGAGAGAAGCCCUACAAUAAUCCAAUACCUUAUUGACCUUGUGAAAUAUCUUAUUGUAUUUGUGAAAGUGGUGAAAGAAAUAUUUGAUGGGUGA